AUUUGCAGACUGAUCUGGCUGGGAAGAUCUUCAUAUGGUAACAUGCAAGCAUGUAAAUUCCUUGCUUAGUUUACUUUCUCAGGCAUCCUGUGAGCAUGGGCCCAGAUGUGUUACUGUCCCAGCUUUAGCAAGGGUGGCUGAUGGUUCUUGGCUGGCUUCUCGAGGACGGGUUGUGAAUGGAAUGGUAAGGAGUACCGAGAACAAGGGUAGAGGGAGGAAGUGAAGAAUCAGCAGUUGUAAAACCAUGAGCGCUGUCCCUCAUACGGAUGGCUGUAUACGAAAUUGGUUCCAGUGCAACAGAAUGUGAGGGCAUAGGAUGUGUGCAUCACACAAGAGUGGGCGCUGUAAGGUGCAGAAGGAAAAAAAAGUGUACGGUAGCAGCUUGGUCGUAGGUGAUUCAUCGUAUGGAUGAUUGUAAACAAAGCCGGUCCCUAGAGGGGUGGCAUGUGAAGGGGGUGGGAUGAAGGUUCAUACAGAGGGUGGCUGCGACAGUGCAGCCACCCCAGCUGAAGGCACAAAAGAGGUUUCUGGAACAGUUCAUGGCAUACCUUUAUUCGAAGGACAUAGUGGCAUACCAUUCCUGAGCAAGGGACAGGACUACAAGAGCGGCGGCUUCGGUUUGCAGGCUGCAGGGAAUCGACCAAAAGUGGCAACUCACAAAGGUGAAGCUGAUGAUGAAAGAAAUGAAUUGGGUGGAUUCUUUCGAACAAUGGAUAGCAGAAGGAUGGGGAUCCCCAGAUUCUUUCAGAGGUUGGCUGAUGGCCCAGAUUCUGCGUCAGAAAUGGACCGAGCACGACAAGCUGAUGCGACUGGUACUCGAGCAGGUGUGGGGCACUAUGGCCAUGAAGAACAGAAAGGGCCGCUGAAGAGGCAGAAGGUCGGGGUUGAGUCCUCUGACAGCCCAAGUUUAGCUUCCACAAGGGUGACAAGGGAUUGCCUUAUAGGUGUGAGCAGCAACUACUCUCCUUUCCGAGAACUCCGUGGACUAGGAAGUGACAGAGCCCUGCCUGAACAGAGUCGCUGGCCUUCACACUCUGGCUCAGGAUUUGGUAGUCAAAGGGUAUGGAUCCCUUCGUUCGGCAGAAUGCAUAGCGAAGUGAUGCAAAACAGCUCGUUGGAGAGUUUUGGGGGUAGAUCAGGUGUGGGGACGGGGCCUGGACUAGCGGAAAUGAGUCCUAAGGCAAGGCCUGGGCAAUUGUUGGAGGAUACCUUGGGAGCGACAGGAUGGAAAGAUGGCACUCCCAGCAUGGGAGAGAAGGGGCCAUUGUGUGGAGGAGAUUUUACUGGCAGCAGUGGAAUUGAUGCUCUAGAGUCAUCGAGUGUUAAACAGGAAAGGGGAAUCGGGGGGAGCAGAGGAUUCAUGAGAGGGGCUGGGUGCAGUGGUCCUCUUGCCAGUACUCUGCUCGCCAGUGGGAGUGCUGGCUUUGGCAGUGGCAGUGCAUUUGGGAGUUCAGCCAUAUCUGAAAUUGAUGCUGUGGUGGGUGAACCAAAAAUGUUAUCACCCGUCAAAAGAUUACUCUCUGCUAAUCAGACGUCAAACCUUGUCCCUGGUUUAACUGGAAGCCCAGGAGCAUCUAGGCUUGUCCAUGGCGUUUGGGGCGGGGUCAGGAAUUCAGGAAGGGCGUGGUUAGGUGGGAAGGGUAAAAUUCUGGCCAGGGAUGGAGCAUGGCCCAGUUUUUGGAAAUCUGACAAAGAAGAAGCUGGUCCAAGCAGAGAGGAUGGCCAAAACAACGUGCGAAACCAUGAAAAGGAGAGUGAGGUAAGGGGUGAUCCACCCAGUGCAUUUGCUAACAGGAUGGGCAAUGUUGGGCCAACUUGGGAGGGUGCAAAAGGACUCAAGUCCCAUGAUCUUGAAGAAGCCUCCAGGCUCGGAGUCAGCAGAAGGGAGUUGGAUGAAGCAAGGAUGUCCAUGGUUGUGGGAGCUGCUGGACGGCCUUCUGCUCCACAGAGUGGGAGGUUCCCAUUUGUAUGGAGAAUGGACAGGGCAGCAAUGGGACCUUCCACGACUUCAGGCAAUAAAAUGGGUUAUCCUCUUUCUGCUGCUGUGGAUGGGACUGGCGUAACAAGGGCAGACAUGGAUGCCACUAUAUUGUCCGAGGUUUGGCGUCAGAAGGGUAGAAAGCAAGAAAGAGAAGCGGCAAUUGCAGCAGCGAAAGCAGAAAAUGAGGUUUUCGCUUGUGGCACAAUGAGGGCGAGCAGUUGGCCUGACUUGACGAGGAAGACACCAGCAAGCAGGCUUGGCGAGGGAUGUGGAGAGGAGGGCAAUGUGCCAGUGAAUGGUAGGGUAGAUUCUAUUGUUGAAAGCGGUAAGCAAAGAGAGGCGAUCAGGAUGAUGCAGGAUGGGGCACGGGGAGAAAAUAUUGAGAAGGGUGUGGAAGGGAGAAGAGCUGAGGCAGAGGCCUUGUCAGAAAGUAGGGAGAGUGAGGCAACAUGUGCAAUGCCAAGUGCAUCUGCAGCAAAGCGCCUGUCAACAACUGAUGAUGAAGCAGUGGAUGAGACACAGGAGGAGGAAAGGAGAGAGCAAGGUCAAAGUUGGGAGGGGAGGAGUGGAAGCCGGGGUGGCAGCAGCUGUAGAAAGAGAAGGAGGGGCAGCAGUGGUCCUAGGCAAGAAGAGCGCCUGCGGAAGGCUGGAGGGCAAGAAUCCUCAAGUUAUGAGAUAAAAUCAAAAAAGAAAAAGAGACGUGAAAGGCAAAGGGGUAUGAUCGAACAGAGGGAGCGUGAAAGAGAGAGUAGACAUUUGCUAAAAGGAGGUGACGGGAGAGACCAGUGGAGUGGCUGCAAGACUGAAAGUCGUAAGCGUCACAAGGCGAACAAGUCCGAUGGUAAGAGAGUGAAGUAUUUUAAAGUACAAUCACUACUCGAUGGAAAGACGAAGCAGGAGCAAAUCAAAGCAUCCCAUGUCAAAGGCAAGGGAUCAUUUUCUGCAUGGUUUGAUGUUUUGAAGGGAGGGAUGAUGGGCGUAGGCCACCCAGGCUCAGCCAGAAGUACAGCAGAGACGGUAGGGGAUCGACUGGAGGGUUAUUGUGACACAACUGUGGAAGGAGCAAUUGAAAAAAGAUCAACUGAAAAGGAGGACAUGGAGAAAGCGAGAGGCAGAGGAAGUGUUGUUGUUGACCAAGUGGAGGGUGAGGACAGGACCAGAAGGUUUGGAGGACGGCUAGCUCCUGGUUUUGGUAGUGGAACUCCUCAGGAAGUCCAAUCAAAGGCUAAGAGUGAAGCUGCAGAUGACAGAAAAGAGACUCAAGAGGGCGGGCGAAAAGAAUAUGCAGUUGGAGAGGCAAUUGUUGUGCCGACUGUAUGUCUGGAUAGUGCAGCAAUGGUGCGUCAUGUGAACUCAACUGGAAAAACAGUGGCAGAGGGCAUAGCUUCAGUCUUGGGCAAUUCCUCCACAAAGGUUCCCUUGAAGGGUGUCAGCUCAAAAGCUCAAUCAGACAGGGAGGCUCUGGAAGGCAACAGGACUUUCCAGGAAGGGGAUCAAGCAUCCCAGAAAGGAAAGGUUGAAAAACUGCAAGAAGAUGUUCAGAAGCGAAGUGCUGUGAAACCAGGACAAGAUUUGAAGAUCGGUUCGGGGGAAACCCCUGCUUCUGGAGUGGGAUAUCCAAAAGCGUCCAUGUGGUCAUUGUUAACAUCCCCAUCUGCCUUGCAACCACAUGAUCAGCAAACUCUAGCUGGGAAGCACAGUCCCUUGGUGGCCAUCCAAGAUGGUGUUCUGAACCGGUCGCCUCGGCCGCAAUUUGGCAGGCCAAUGGAGGCAUCCCCACAGCACGGUCAGGCCAGAACUGCUAGUGAAGUGGAGACAAUGAAACAUUUGGCCAAAAAGCGUCCUGUAACAGGCUGGCAGUGUCAGAGAGGCGGAGACCCAAAGGGAAGGUUGGGCAGUCCUGCUGCUGCUGUUGGGUGGACAAGCACUGCUAAAACUUUGCCCUCGACGACCACAGAUCAGCAGGUAGUUUUCCGGGUACCUGUGCUGAGCAAGCCCCCUGGACCAAGUGGCGUUUGUUGGGAAAAUCAGCCAGAAUUGGGAGCUUCUCCAAGAAAAAUCCCUUCGUUGCAGGCAAAAGAAGUCCUUGGGCCACGUACUUCCAUGAUUCCACUUGAAUGUGACCAGAAGAAGACCUUUGAUGUGGAUGAGGGGCCUGCGUCCUUUUCUUUUCUCGCAGGUGAACAACGGGAUCUGGAGAACAGGCACAGGAGGGAACAAGCAAUGACAUCCCAGGGCGGUGUUGCGCCCGAUGACAUGGACCUCAGACAGCCACCCAGCAUAGGGGUCAAUAUGGGGGGUUCAGUGGGCUCCAUUACUGGUGCAGCAUCAGUUGCUGGCAUGCCGUCAAUCAAUAUGCCCCCACAGAUCCCGUCUGUUACAGUUCAGGGUGAAACAGUAGCCCAUGAAAGUGGGGCCCGCCUCUCUCAACAUGUGCUCGUGAAUCCCUUUAAUGCUCAGGCUGGAUUAGCAACCACCCAAGCAGGGCCGUCGCGAAAGAAAGAAACUGGAGAUCUGGAUGGAGUCUUAUGCCAGACUGUUUCCGAACUCCAACAUUCUGCUUACAUGCCCUAUGAAAUGAUUGCUGGAAAAUUUGGGAAGGCAGGUGCAGCUGCACCGGAAAAUGUGUGUCCUGCUGGCGAUAAACCAGAAACCCAAACUGGAAAUCUGCCAGAAGGUGGCAGUAUGGCACCUCUUGGGGUAAAUAUGAUUCUACAACCUGCUGGCAGAGUGGAAGCGGGUCAGAGCCCCAUCUUUUGUUUUGGCGAUGAUGGUUCUGGGGAGGCGGUAAAAGGCCACGAUGACAUGGAAUGCAAAGCUAGAAUGGCAGCUGUUCGUAAAUGGAAUCUUGAAAGUGCAAAAUGGAGAGGGAGGCAUGGGAGGGAAGAUGACAAAACUACAAAAGCUGGUUUUAUUCUCGCAGAGGUAAUGGCCAUGGCAAGGAUAUCGCGGCUGAAGUGCAUGUUCUGUGGAAUGGGGGGCCAUGAGCUUGAUGAAUGCUCAGAGACCUUGGAUGCUGAGCUUCCAUUCUUCCGAAGGAGGAUGUUGAAGUGGAGAGAGCAACAGGAAAAGGAUUCUAAGAGUGACGAGCCCAUGGUCAGCGACAAACCAAUUAUUCAGUGCUUGAGGUGCCUCAAGAAGGGUCACUGGGGCUCACACUGCCUGUUGUCUGCGAGUGAGGUCAUGGCAAUACACGCCAAGAGUGAAAUGGGUCUGCAAGAGGAGAACAGAGAAAAAUAUUCAGCGGAAAGAAAGGUUGUUGGAGAGGGCUCCAUGCUUGGACAGGGAGGAUUCUACAACGAGGCUGCACCUGACAAUAAUGUCAGUAGGAAGCACCCUGUUUCCAGGUUUGCAGGGGAUAAGAUGGAAAGGACAAUGGAGCAGCACAGCAACUCUGAGGCAUCGGACAAUUCGAACAGGGAGGGGAGUGCCGACAGAGAUUCUGUAAUGCAACGACAGAAUGCUCCAGAGGAGACGUGUGCUGAUAGAGGGUUUGAGUAUCAACAUGAAGGGAAGGGAAGGGAGUGCAUGAGUGAGAGAGGGAGAGGGCUUAAGAGGAGAGGAGAAUCUGAGAGGCAGGAAGAGUCUAGCAGAAGUCGAAGGAAUAGGGACAAGCCAGACAUGGAGAAGGGAAGAAGUCAGAGAUGGGAUAGGGAAGAAAGAGCAAGAGGGAGGGAAGACAGGCAUGACAGAGAUAAGGGGAAAGGGAAAGGAAAAGAUCCAGGAAGACAUCGGGAAAGAGAGAGGGGUAAGGAGUGGUUAUGCAAGAGGUCCUUAAAUGAAGAGGAUAGUAAGGCAGUUCAAGGAGGACAGCGUAUUCGUGACGGAGAUAAUGAUAACAGUGGUGGGGGGCAGGUGAAGAGUGUUUCACAGCUACCCAUGAGGCCCCCACCUGGCAUGUUGCAGGCUAUUGAGUCAGUACAACUUCCACGCCGUGAAUUAAUAAGGUUGGCAGGCAAACGGGAUUUUAGUACCCGUGUUUCUGGAUUCUUCUUAAGGCUGCGAUUUGGAAGUGUGAGCUCGAACUUGCGGAACCAUGAAAUCGGAUCUGUCUUUGUUGAGUUGCAGAAGAUCUCCUGCCCAUCAAACUUUGGAGUUGUCUCGUGCGGUUCCGAGCUCGAGUGGUUGGCGGCAGUACAAAUCCGCUGCUCCAACUGUUGCGUCGCGGUUUGCUGUAACUGCACGCCGUCCUUGAGGGAUCCGACGUCAAGCUCCAAUGCCUCAAGGCGAUCGGAGGUUUUGGAAGAGCUGGCAACGGGGCGGCGACGGUUUGUUCCAGCUGCUGGAGGCUGCUAGUACCUUGAAGACGAAACUGGAGCAACGGCGCUGCAGCAGGCUGUCGAGCGCAUUGUGAAAUCUCAGGAAGCUAUGAUAGCAUCUGAGAACGGACACAAACGACAGGCCGUAAUUCAGGUAGGAGAAGGAGUCUGGGUAAAGGCUAUUCUUCGGCAAGAUGAUGGGAAUGGUCUACGACCUGUAGAGUUCAUGAGUAAGAAGAUCAAGACUCAGAAGCUCCAGGACUCUACCUAUGAGAAGGAGCUAUAUGCUCUUGUUUGUGCCUUAAAACAUUGGAAGCACUUUCUCCUGGGAAGACGCGUCAAGAUCUUCUCUGAUCAUUCCACCUUACAGUGGAUGAAAUCCCAGGGAGAGUUGAAUGACAAACUGGCACGCUAUAUUCAGUUCAUUGACAUGUUUGACUUUGAAUUGAAACAUGAGAAGGGUUGCUACAAUAAGGUAGCAGAUGCCCUCUCUCGUAGGCUUGACUCUUUUGCACUGAUCUACUCCACUCACUCCUUUGGAGAGGAGACCCGUUGUUGGGCGGGGAGGUAUCCACUACGGCUCAAUGAGGCCACUCCUCUGUUGCUGCCAAGCAGGCCUCAGCCUCCCUCCCAUUUCUCGGACACAUACACUUUCACUCGGAACAAGGCCAGGUCGCAGGAGGAGGAGGUGGAGGAGGAUGAGGAGGAGGGGGCGAGGAAGAAGACGAAAGGACGAGGCGAGGAAGAAGACAAAGGGGGAGGAAGAAGAGCUUUAACGACGGGGGGAAAAAAGAACAUUCGGCGCGCACUGACAUGGCAGCACCGACUGACAAGCGACGGGCUGAUGUGGCAGGUCGCAGGAGGAGGAGGUGGAGGAGGGGGCGAGGAAGAAGACGAAAGGACGAGGCGAGGAAGAAGACAAAAGGAGGUGGAGGAGGAGGAGAACAAGGAGACAAAAGGAGGAGGAGGAGAAGACGAAAAAGAGGAGGAGGAGAAGACGAAAAGGGAGAGGAGAUGGCGCACGACAAUGGCGAAACUUGGGGAAGAGGAGGAGGAGGAGGAGGAUGAAGAGGAGGAGGAGAAGGAGGAGGUGGAGGAGGACGAGGAGGAGGGGGCGAGGAAGAAGAUGAAAGGAGGUGGAGGAGGAGGAGGACGGCAGGAGAACAAGAAGACAAAAGGAGGAGGAGGAGGAGGAGAGGAGGAGAGGAGGAGAAGACGAAAAGGAGGAGGAGAAGAAAACGAAAAGGGGGAGGAGAUGCCGUUCGACUACGACGGAACUUGGGAAGGAGGAGGAGAUGGAGGAGGAGGAGGAGGACAGGAGGAGACGAAAACGACGAAAGGAGUAGAAGAGGAAGAAGACGAAACGAGGAGGAGGAGGAGGAGAGGAGGGCACAAAAACGAAAGGAGGAGGACGAGGGGAGGAGGAGAAGAAGACAAAAGGAGUGUGGAGGCAAGAGUGGAAUACCAGCUCGUGGAGGAGGAUGUGCUGUUUGCUCAGGGGUUUGACGGAUUUUUCCUUCCUCUGUCAGAGGAAGUUCAUUAACUGUACGUUUGCCCUGACCUACUGGCGAAAAGGAAACCAUAUUGACACUCUGCAUAAUACAAUG
Molecule: messenger RNA, 7847 nt
Organism: Chara braunii
Lineage: Eukaryota; Viridiplantae; Streptophyta; Charophyceae; Charales; Characeae
Source: the annotation of a GenBank genome assembly